AAGAAGAAAAUAAUUGCGACUAUUUGGCUCUCGAUGCGUGUGCACCAUGUCGAGGCGCAAGCAGGCGAAGCCCCAGCAUAUCCAUUCGGACGAGCAGCUACCCCGGGAUACAGCGAAUGGGAGUCCACGAGACCUCCCAGGUGACAGAGGUGGCGAAAUGAGUUCCAAAAGGUGCCGGACGGAGGAAACCAAAAUCUGCCAGAAAUGCUGUGCGGAGUUCUUUGAUCUCUCUGAAUUCCUUGAGCAUAAGAAAAAUUGCACUAAAAUGCCGCCUGUUCUCAUCAUGAAUGAUGGAGAGGGAACCGUGCCCUUGGCAGGCUUCUCCGACAGCUCCUCGGGGAGCUUCUCAAGCAAUCAGAUGGACAGUAGAACAGCCAAGGAAAAUCACACCAAGAGUUGCUCGGCUCCUGGGGAAAAGCGUGAAGAAAGUGCCGAGGCUGAGCCAGUGGGAGGGAUGUACCUAAAAACAGAGCCCCCGGUUGCGCCCGCAGCCCUUGGGUUAAGCUAUCUCCCCAAACCCAAAGUACCCAACACUAAUGUGACUUUGCAGACCAUCCGUGGCACUAAAGUGGCUGUCAACCAGUGCACCUCGGAGGCCCCCUCUCCAUCAUCAGCUAACCUCAGUGCGAUUCCCAUGAUCCUCGAGCAGCUCGUGUGCCUACAACAGCAGCAGCUGCAACAGAUCCAGCUGACAGAGCAAAUCCGCAUCCAGAUUGCGAUGAUGGCCCCCCAUGUCCUGCAUUCUUCUCUAGCUGCUGCUGCCACAGACCCCCUCAAAGCUUUGGGUGCUCACAUGUCCCAACAAGUGUCAGCUGCUGUGGCUUUAAUUGGACAGAAAGCUGGGAACCAAAGCCUAUCCCUGGAAUCCUUGAAACAAGGCAAACUACCUCAUUCUAGUGUUGGCAUUCCGGCUGCAGUCUCCGUGGCUGGCGGGCUCAUGCCUGCCAUCUCCAUGAAGCCCGAUGCAAGCAGAAGCCUUCCAAAUUCCAUGUCCUGCUUCCAGAGCCCUUUGCUACCUCAGCCAUCCAGCUCGGUCAUCUUCCAGAACCCACUUUCUGCGGUUUCUCUGGCAGUUGACCCCUCAAAAAAGGGGAAAGGGAAGCUGCCCAAUGUGAACGUGUCUGAAAACAAGCCAGCUGUGGAAGAGUCCUUCUUCAAACACAAGUGCAAGUUCUGUGGCAAGGUCUUUGGCAAUGACAGUGCUCUACAAAUCCACCUCCGCUCCCAUACCGGCGAAAGGCCCUACAAAUGUAACAUUUGUGGCAAUCGCUUUACAACCAAAGGUAACCUCAAAGUGCAUUUCCAGCGGCAUAAAGACAAGUAUCCUAACAUCAAAAUGAAUCCUUACCCAGUACCUGAGCACCUAGACAAUGUGCCCACGAGCAGUGGAAUCCCAUAUGGGAUGUCUGUCCCACUAGAUGAAUCCAAUCUCAUUGUGGAUACUAAGCCUAUCUUGACCACACUGCCUACCUCGGUGGGUGCCGGCUUACCUCAGCACCCUUCUGGCCUGGCAAGUAGCAAGGAGUCUUUUGCCAGUGCUCUUCUGGGUGAUGCGCAGCCAAGGCCUUCCCCAGAAAGUGAAGGAGGUUCUUCAUCAGGCGUGACGAGCCAUGAAUCAGGAGUUGAGCAGAACAGGGGUUCUCCGCAGGCCAGUUGCAGCGUGAGUGCUUUUCCUGUCAGCCGAGCUGGAGAGCAAGGCUCUGAAACCACAAAGCUCCAGCAGCUGGUGGAGAACAUUGACAAGUCCACAGCAGACCCCAACAAGUGCUUGAUCUGCCACAGAGUGCUCAGUUGCCAGAGUUCCCUCAAGAUGCAUUACCGCACUCAUACGGGUGAGAGGCCAUUCAAGUGUAAGAUUUGUGGCCGGGCCUUCUCUACUAAGGGCAACCUCAAGACCCAUUAUGGGGUGCAUCGUGGAAAUACCCCAUUAAAGAUGCAACACUCUUGCCCUAUCUGCCAGAAGAAGUUUACAAAUGCAGUGGUGUUGCAGCAGCAUAUUCGUAUGCAUAUGGGGGGACAGAUCCCCAAUACGCCAGUCCCAGAAAACACCCGAGACAAUUCGGAUGUAGAGACUAUUGCAGCCGAGAAGAAUGGAGAUCCUUGUUGUCCAGAAGGUAAUGUAGAAUGUAUGGAGAUGGAAGGAGACCUCGAGCUGCUGGAUGGUCCAAGCCACUCCUCUAAACCCCUAGCUUCUUGCAGCGCUCAAGCAGAUCCUUCAACCUCUGUAUUUUCCAGUAUUUCAGUGCUGGAAAACCAGAUGAAAAUCGUAAAUUCAACUUUGAGCUUACAACGGCAAAGCAGCCUGAAGUCCAGUGAUAAUGGCUCAGCAGAGAGUGAUGGCAUGACCAAUGACUCUUCCUCGGUGGCAGGCGAUGCUGACUAUCAAAAUGGCAGCCGCAGCCCUGUUGCCUCUGAAUCGGCUUCCUUCCAGGCACUGUCUCCAGCCAACAGUCAAGCAGAGAGCACCAGAUCCAAGUCUCCAGGGUUCAGUGCCCAAGAAGAUGGAGUGGUGGGAAGUAAGGCUGAAGCCCCUGAGACCCAUUCCCUGGAAAGGGAUAGUGCUUUGGAUCUAACAUAUGGCAAUAUUGGUCGAAAGGUUAUCAAAGAGGAACCCGGGUUACACUUCUCAAAUGGAGAGUAUGGCCGAAGCAGUGUCCACACGGCUUUUGUCCGAGCCCCGCCAGCUCUAAUAAAAAUGGAAAUUCCUAGCGAUCGCCCCAUUAGCUCGAGCCAUUUUAUUGGUCCUCCCGCAUUGUCGCCUGGUGUGCCUCCUCUUCUGGUGCCCCUCCCUCGCCGUACUGCAAAACAACACAUCUGCACCACAUGUGGCAAGAACUUCUCAUCAGCAAGUGCUCUUCAGAUUCAUGAGCGGACUCACACGGGCGAAAAGCCGUUUGCGUGCACCAUCUGUGGAAGAGCUUUCACCACGAAAGGGAACCUGAAGGUCCAUGUUGGAACUCACAUGUGGAACAAUUCAGCUCGCCGUGGAAGGAGACUGUCCAUUGAUAACCCCAUGGCUCUGCUCAGCAGUGACCCAAAGAAGGUGUCAGAGAUGUUUCCUAAGGAUGUUGUGCCUCCGUCGGUCAACCUUGACUCUGCUGCAUGGAACCAGUAUGCUGCUGUGCUCAGUAAUGGCUUGGCCAUGAAAACCAAUGAGAUCUCAGUGAUCCAGAGUGGAGGCAUCCCUUCUCUUCCAACCACAGUAGGAGGAGGUCCAGCAAUCAAUGUAGCAAUGAAUUCCACCACAGUGUCCAAGAUGGAUAGUUCCCAGUCUGCAAUUGGGGUUGAGCUGGAGAAACCCAGUAGUACUGCUGCAGACAAUGUGCCAAAAUGCCAAUUCCCCCACUUUAUGGAGGAGAACAAAAUUGCUGUUAAUUGAGAACAAGAAAACUUGAGAGGAGG
This is a messenger RNA of Varanus komodoensis (Komodo dragon), 3402 nucleotides long. It is a transcript of the gene SALL4, whose product is annotated as spalt like transcription factor 4. Gene Ontology annotation, biological process: regulation of transcription by RNA polymerase II. Gene Ontology annotation, molecular function: DNA-binding transcription factor activity, RNA polymerase II-specific; RNA polymerase II cis-regulatory region sequence-specific DNA binding. The transcript is spliced from 4 exons. The record is from RefSeq and is a predicted model, not a curated record. NCBI's taxonomy places the organism in Eukaryota, Metazoa, Chordata, Lepidosauria, Squamata, Varanidae. Gene Ontology annotation, cellular component: nucleus. The coding region runs from base 47 to 3379 and encodes 1110 amino acids.